AUGAAGAAAGGAGGGUCUGCCAUGUUGAAGCAGAUAAUGGGUUUGCUGAGUUCGAUUGCUAAAGCUAAAUCCAUGGCAAUCAAGAGCAAGACAAGUGCUUUCAAAGUUCGUCUGAUCAUGUUUUCGCUGAUGAAGAACAAGAAGCUUUUGCUGGGUUCCAUAUCUAACAAGAUCCACGGCCUCCUAGGCCAGCAUGACAAGGAGGAAAAUGGCCAUAAACAAGACGACGCAGACGCAAGCAAGGAUAUUAUCGUCCACAAUGCCAUGGCCACUGAGGAGGAAGAAGAAGAAGACGACAAGUAUCCGGAUCUGACUCACUCGCUUUUCAAUGAAGAUGAUGAAAUGGACUUGGAUGAUGAGCAGCAAGGUGGAUCCAUCAUUGAUCUGGUAAGAAACUCGAAAGAGGAAGGAGAAGAUUUCAGGUUAGAAGAUGAGAUCGAUCAUGUUGCAGACUUGUUUAUCACUAGGUUUUAUAAACAGAUGCGGCUGCAAAAGCUUUUGUCAUUCAAGAGGCAUCAAGAACAAGAAGCCUUCGGGGGAAAAACCUGA
Molecule: messenger RNA, 549 nt
Organism: Carica papaya (papaya)
Lineage: Eukaryota; Viridiplantae; Streptophyta; Magnoliopsida; Brassicales; Caricaceae
Product: transcription elongation factor
Source: RefSeq, a predicted model, not a curated record